Messenger RNA from Ooceraea biroi (clonal raider ant), 4305 nucleotides. Its product is annotated as facilitated trehalose transporter Tret1. NCBI's taxonomy places the organism in Eukaryota, Metazoa, Arthropoda, Insecta, Hymenoptera, Formicidae. The record is from RefSeq and is a predicted model, not a curated record. Gene Ontology annotation, molecular function: transmembrane transporter activity. Gene Ontology annotation, cellular component: membrane. Gene Ontology annotation, biological process: transmembrane transport.
UAUCUGCAAUGCAUUAAAAUCCGGGUGUCGUUAGGCUCGUGGAGAUUCGUCGCUUUUCCUGUGGUAGCGUUAGUGCGUUUCAUCGCUAUCUCUUCCUGUAAUAAGAAGAAAUAAAAGAUGGAGCAAACCCGUGUUAAACGGUGGCCUCAAUAUGUAGCAGCGAUCACAGCUACCAUAUCGCUGGCGACUACUGGAGCUCAUAUAGGUUGGACGUCACCUAUCUUGCCAGUACUGAAAUCGCCCGAUUCGCACGUACCGAUAACAUCAGACGACGCCUCUUGGAUCGCCUCAUUUUAUCUUUUGGGUACCAUACCCGGAUGCAUUCUGGCAGCUUUCAUCGUCGACUGGCUAGGUCGCAAAACGAGCUUAUUGAUAGCCGGACUCCCCUUGACUGUCGGAUUUAUCUUGAUCAUCGUAGCAUGGAAUCCCUACGUUCUCUAUGCCUCUCGUUUCAUCAGCGGUAUCGGCCAGGGUGUGGUAUACGUCGUCUGUCCGAUGUACAUCGGCGAGAUCGCCGAUAAGGAGAUUCGUGGCGCUCUUGGCUCCUUCAUCAAGCUGAUGGUGACUUUCGGGGAAUUAUAUGCCCACGCGGUGGGCCCGUUCGUCUCCUAUGAGUGCCUGGCCUAUGUCUGCCUGCUGAUCCCGCUGAUAUUUUUCCUGACCUUCACGUGGAUGCCCGAGUCGCCGUACUUCCUGCUGAUGCGAAACCGCCACGACGACGCGGUGACCAGUCUGAAAAGACUGAAACAUUGCGUUACUGAGGAUCAGCUAGAGGAGGACCUGGAACAAAUGCAGAAGACAGUGAUCCGCGAUCUCAGCGACCGUGGCCACUUCUGGGAUCUAUUCAACACACCUGGCAACAGACGCGCCGUCAUCAUCAGCUUCGGGCUGCAACUGGUCUUGCAGUUCAGCGGUAUCGCGGCGAUUGAAUCGUACACUCAAGAAAUCCUUGAAGAGGGUGACGCGGGUAUACCCGCGAGCAACGCGGUGAUUCUGCUAAGUUUGCUGCAAUUGAUUGCUGGUGUUGGUGCGGCAGCACUCGUCGACAAGCUCGGCAGAAGACCAUUACUGCUGGUCACCACUUUUCUAGGUGGUGUCGCACUUACCAUUGCUGGCACCUUUUAUCUCCUGAAAUUCCAAUUCGAGCUGGACAUAACCGGAUAUGGCUGGGCUCUUCCUUCUUCCGUGAUAUUCUACGAGCUAAUCAUCGCUCUCGGUCUGAACCCGCUGUCGUACAUGAUGUUGGGAGAGCUAUUCCCGACAAACGUGAAAGGUGCCGCCGUGUCGUUGGCCAAUCUGAUCUCCUCUCUGCUGGCCUUUAUCGUGUCCAAACUGUACCAGGUGAUCUCCGACUUCUGCGGAGUGUACGCGGCCUUCAGCUGGUUCGCCAUCAGCUGUUUCCUCGGCGUGAUCUUCAUCGCGCUAGUCGUUCCCGAGACCAAGGGCAAAUCAUUGCUGGAAAUCCAGGAAGAGCUCAAUUGCAAGAAGAAGAGGAAGGAAAUGAAGAACGGCGCUAAAGACGAGCAGCAAAUCCGAAUAAGUACGAUAGCUUAGGUCGAUAGGCGAGAAGUAAGGUCGCGAGGUUUACGAAAAUUUCACGCACGAUAAUUUUCAAACGAUAGCAAUAAGCGACGCGGAUUAUGGGACAUUCGACAGGGAACCUAAAGGCGGCCGAUCGCCCUUCCGGUUACAAUGGUUCGGGUCAUAAAGCGGACGAGCAAUAUUUCCAACGGUAAGAUCAACUGCAAUAUUUGAGUAUACAAUUGGAUUGUCGCUUCGAUAAGAUAACAAUGAAACGUCAUACUACCGUUUUGCAAGACAAAAUUAUUAUUUUGCAAAUCACAAGAACCGGAGAGCUUUCCCUGUCAAAAGUCAACGAAUUCGCGUGUAUUUUUAUACAGAAAUUCGGAAGAAAAUUUUAAGAAUCUCUACGUUGCAAAAUCUAAUUGCAAAAUCUCAAGUUUUAAUCGAAGUCCGUUAUUAUGGAAAUGUUUUAUUUUCCAAUUUUUAUUCGCUAACUACAAAACUCAACUAUAUGAAACUCAAAUCAAAGUCUAAAACGUAGAAAUUACGAUUUGGAGGGGAAAUUCCUCAGAUGAAAGUUAGCUUAUAAGAUUUUAUUAAUGUUUAAGAAAGGGCUCUUAUAUUCCAUUGAAAAAGGCGCUUCGAUCGACGUAACGAGAUCAUCGAGUGAGCAUUUCUCGAUCAAGAUAUCAUCGUACGAUAUUUACGAUAUUUAAAGAGAACCAUUUAAAGAGAACCAUUAAUUCGUGAUAAUGGCGUGUCUGUUUGAAUUGGAUUUAAACUUUAAACGCGCAUAACGCUUGUCACUUGCACAAACAUAUCUUCAUCCAAAUAUAGUAAUUUAAAUAUAUGCUAAUUUAAAGUCACGUGUCGAGCUACGUGCAAUCUACCAGAAUGACAAUGACGCAAAUUUAAUGUAAAUUUAAAAUUUCAUUCUUUCUCAUUGCUAGCAUCGACAACACAUAAAACUCGAUCUCUUUAUUUGAUUUUGAAUGUUUUGAGCAAAUUACCAAGAAGUUUAUCAGUUAUUUACGUGUGAUUGGUACAUAUUUUUAUCAGAACAUAUGUUUAUGUUCCAGGAGCCAAUCAUUAUGUAUUCACAAUAUUCACUAAACAUUUUUUUCCUUCUUAUUAAUUUAUUUAUGGAAAAACGUAUACAUCAUUGUAUAAAUAAUUGUUUCUAUUCUUGAUUUUGAUUUUGAGAUAAUUAUGCUAUCUCAACGCGAUGUUAACUCGAUCGUGUAAAAGCUCAUUCAGAAGCAAUCUCGGCCGAGAAUAAUGCAAAUUUACAGUGUGUCCGGUGGUUUCCGAAGAACCGGAUCUAAUAAAUCAACCCUUCGGAAUCUAUCGUACAUCCAACGUGCGUUAGCUAGGGCCCCAAACAUGGUAGAGCAAUCUUGCAUGACCAUCUUUUUUUCCCUUUCAGGCAGGGUUAAAGUUAAGUUUGAGACUGAUAGCUUUUAAUUAAUCGUAAAGUAUUUAUUCAUCGCUCUGGGUGAGCUCCGAACAGGCAAAACAAGUUCAUGGAUUCCAACUAAAAAACCGCCGCUCUAUUUCCAUACAUGUAUGAUAUGAUAUAUUCCUAACGUGUUGAGUCAGUCAAAAAAUUCGAUUCGAUUUUUGCUUAAAUUUUACUUUAUUGCAUUAAGUAGAACCAAAUUAUUCAUCACCAGCAAUCCAUGAUCAACAACGAUGGUGAUUAUUUGCUUGAUAAUCGCAUGAAUAAUUUGCCUACUGAAUCUACUGAAUAUAAAGUAAAAUUCGACUCAAAUAUCGAACCGAAUGUUUUGACCGAAUUCGAAAUAUCUCGCGCCUUCAAACUUAUCGCAUAGAGUAUCCAAAAGCGAUAAAAUAAAAACGCAGGAGAUAAAAUAAGCAGCGAGGAAUCCUCAGAGGAAGAAAAAAGAAAGAAAAGACAAAAUCCUGUUCGGCGCAAUACCACGGCGAUUAGAAACAGCUUGUUUAUCCCUUUCAGGCAGGGUGUGAAACAAACAACCUGACAUAACGCUUACGAUUAAACGUUAUUGAUGAAUAGAGUGUGUGAUCCGCGCGCAUCCCUCGCCGGGGUACGCGCUCACACCUAUAUGGCCCUGAUGCAAGAAGGAUCUGCGACGAGCACUGUGGCAUGACGAAUAACUUAUACUUCCCUUUUAGGCAGGGUGAGACAUAACGUUGUAAGAAUAGCUUCGGCGUAGAAUAUAACUGGCCCGUUACUAGAGUUAAAGAAAACGUUCGCGUUUCGGCGCGUGUUAUAAACCUGCUCGGAGUACCGGAGCACGCGUGCUGCCCCGCGCCCGAGAAUAAGUGCUCGCCAAUAAUAAAGUGGUUCGUCCGACCGACGCGAGGAAUCCGAUUGGUCUCAUAAUCGGGUUAAUGGGCAACUCUCCGCCACCGGGGAGGAGGGGAUUUAUUUGUGCCCCCGCUGCUGACGCGAUCCACCUGUUACGUGCAUAAGAAGAAUACGUGCAUACGUACUAGCUCGUUUUUGACGAAGCGAGCAACGAAAACAGCGUGGAUAAUCAGCAGUCUGCACAAGUCACGAGGUGGCUCACUUUUAUUAUUGCGACUUGUAAUGCGAAGCACGCCUAUACUCUUAAUAAGCUGCAUCUUAACUCGAGUAUGUUCAAGUAUGUUCACGCUAUUGCACGACUCUCUACACGUCCCUUUUAGGCAGGGUUCAACGAUCAACCGAAUUUUACUUCGACACAGAUUUCUACAAUGUAGAAGUUUGCAAUAUACGUUGACAAUAAAUAAAGAAACUCACCGUAAAGUCUGUAAUCA